CCCUGAGAUUAAGCAUGUAGCUUUUUUGUGCUUCAGAUGAAUAUCUCCCCGCUCCCGGCCCUGCAAUUUGACUAAGGAAACGCCUAGGGAGGGGGGCUCUUUAUGUCUGGAGCUGUUUAGGUUAGCAGAGGGAGCAUCGACAGGUGGUGGCCCGCUCAAUUUUUUCCCUUCUCUCUCUCUCGCUCUGUCGCUCUCACGCGCGCACACUCACCCAGAACACAGGAAAGGCUACAUGAUUGUCAUGCAGUACGUUGGCUGGGAAGACGGAUGGAGCUCCGUGCAGCCUGCCUGAUGCCGCUGGCGCUGGCGAAAAGCCGCUGAGGAGGAGAGGCAGGGGCCGGGCGGCUCUUGGGGGCAGGUUGGACAACAAGCGGCGCCGGCAGGCUCAGAGAGGGUCCUUUCCCCCCCUCCGGCCGCGCUUUGGGAACCUCGUUUUGGCCGGGCGGGCCGGCGGCGGGGAGGUAUUGGCCAAGGCUCACCACUCUGGCAGGAACCUAACUGAGAAGAUUGUUUGAUAUAAGAAGCCAUUUCCCUCACCAUUACUAUCAUGAAGAAAAGUCGGAGUGUGAUGACCGUCACCACAGAGGGUAAUGAUAAAGAUUACUUAGAAGGUGGCCUCAGCAAGUCCUACAGUGCAUCUAGCAAUACCCUUGGUAUAGAUCUUUGGAGAGGAAGAAGAUGCUGUUCUGGUAAUUUACUGUUACCACCACUGUCUCAAAGACAGAGUGAAAGUGCCAGAACACCAGACAGAGAGAACAUUUCUAGACCCACAACUUUGCCUUUACUCACCCUUCCCAGCAUUGCUAUUACCACUUACCAUGAUAGCUUUGAUGUGGAAAAUGGCCCAUCCCCAGGUUGUAGUCCACUGGACCCUCAGGCUGGCUCUUCUUCAGGGCUUGUACUCCAUACUACAUUUUCAGGGCACAGCCAGCGCAGAGAAUCAUUUCUUUAUCGCUCAGACAGUGACUAUGAUCUGUCACCAAAGACCAUGUCCAGGAAUUCCUCUUUGCCAAGCGAACAACAUGGAGAUGACUUGAUAGUUACACCGUUUGCACAGGUCCUGGCAAGUCUCAGAAGUGUAAGAAAUAAUUUUACAUUACUGACAAAUCUGCAAGGAACAUCAAACAAGAGGUCUCCAGCGGCAAAUCCACCACCAAUCCCCAGGGUUAAUGUUCAAGAGGAAUCCUAUCAAAAAUUAGCCAUGGAAACUUUGGAGGAAUUGGACUGGUGUUUAGACCAACUUGAAACCAUUCAGACUUACCGGUCUGUUAGUGAGAUGGCAUCAAAUAAGUUCAAGAGAAUGCUAAAUCGGGAACUGACACAUCUUUCGGAAAUGAGCCGCUCAGGGAACCAGGUGUCUGAAUAUAUUUCAAACACUUUCCUCGACAAACAGAACGAUGUGGAGAUUCCCUCUCCCACUCAGAAAGACAGAGAGAAAAAGAAAAAGCAGCAGCUCAUGACACAGAUCAGUGGUGUAAAAAAGCUCAUGCAUAGUUCAAGCUUGAAUAAUACUAGCAUUUCAAGAUUUGGUGUGAAAACAGAGAAGGAAGACCAUUUAGCCAAGGAGCUGGAGGAUCUGAAUAAAUGGGGCUUGAACAUAUUUAAUGUUGCAAGAUAUUCCCACAGUAGACCUCUUACUUGCAUUAUGUAUGCCAUUUUUCAGGAGAGAGACCUUCUGAAGACAUUCAAAACCUCAUCAGAUACCUUUAUUGCUUACAUGAUGACUCUGGAAGACCACUACCAUUCCGAUGUAGCCUAUCACAACAGUCUCCAUGCUGCUGAUGUGGCCCAGUCAACUCAUGUUCUUUUGUCUACGCCAGCAUUGGACGCUGUCUUCACUGAUUUGGAAAUUCUUGCUGCAAUUUUUGCAGCAGCAAUUCAUGAUGUGGAUCAUCCCGGUGUCUCCAACCAGUUCCUUAUUAAUACAAAUUCUGAACUUGCUCUAAUGUAUAAUGAUGAGUCUGUCUUGGAAAAUCACCACCUUGCUGUGGGUUUUAAGCUGCUACAAGAAGAAAAUUGUGAUAUAUUUCAGAACCUGACCAAGAAACAGCGCCAAACUCUCAGGAAAAUGGUGAUAGACAUGGUUUUGGCAACAGAUAUGUCGAAGCACAUGUCUCUUCUGGCAGACCUGAAGACCAUGGUGGAAACUAAAAAAGUGACAAGCUCCGGGGUCCUUCUUCUGGAUAAUUACACGGAUAGAAUACAGGUUCUCCGAAACAUGGUUCAUUGUGCUGAUUUAAGUAAUCCCACAAAAUCUCUUGAACUCUAUCGGCAAUGGACAGACAGAAUCAUGGAGGAGUUUUUCCAGCAAGGGGACAAAGAACGGGAGAGAGGAAUGGAAAUCAGCCCAAUGUGUGACAAACAUACAGCUUCUGUAGAGAAGUCGCAGGUUGGGUUCAUUGAUUAUAUCGUCCACCCACUUUGGGAGACAUGGGCAGACCUGGUACAGCCUGAUGCCCAAGAUAUCUUGGAUACCCUAGAAGAUAACAGGAAUUGGUACCAGAGUAUGAUCCCUCAGAGCCCCUCUCCUCCUCUCGAAGAAUGCAACAGAGACUGUCCAGGCCUGAACGAGAAGUUCCAGUUCGAGCUUACCCUUGAAGAAGAGGAUUCUGAUGGACCUGAGAAAGACAGUGACAGAAUCAGCUAUUUCAGCAGUACAAAGACACUCUGUGUGAUUGAACCAGGAAGAAGGGGUUCCCAAAAGGAAGCUAAUAUAGAAAUUUUGACUGAAGAUACAUCACCUACUGAUACUUAAUGUACUGUAAUCCGUGUCAGUGAAUUUAAAUACUCCAUGCACAUGCAGGUUUGUCUUGCUGACUCGCCUGACACCUGGGUCUUAGGCCAGCAUCUUCAGUUGCUUAAAAGACCUUUCCAGUUACUUGAGAUUGGAGUCAGGGUUAAAGAGCAUGUAGUUGACUGCUCAGGAAAUUAACAGAUGAUUUAUAUUGCAGCUUCAAGCUUUUGUCAGCCAGAAAAAUCAAAACAAAACCCAAAAUCAUUGUGGUGGUCUGGAACCAAUGUGAGCUGUUACUGAAUAAGCAUGAUAGGGAAUGACACAAAGUUGAAAUGUUUUCUAUUCUAAAGGGGUUUGGAAAUCUAGACAGGUCUGACAGCUAGAACUACUGAUUCAUAACUCUGCAUUUAAAACUUGUCCUCCUGUCUGCAGACCCGUGUGCCUUUUUUAUAAACACUUCCACAUCUUUUCGAGAAACCUAUACGCAACAAAAUAUGUUUGAUAUUGAUGUAUAAUUUUUUAAUUAUUAUUAUUAUUCCUGUUUUAAAGAAAGAAGUCUUCCUUUUUUAAGGGCAAUACUUGUUACUUUAUUGCAGUUUAAUCACUUGUGACUCACUAAAUCAAGCAGGGUGACCUCUUUGCAUUACUGGUCACUUUAUCAGUCCCACAAGAUCUGUGUAGCUCUGCUGUUUGCUUGCUACUGAAAGCAAGAUUUCCAACAACCGUUUUCAAAAGGAAAAGUGUAGCUUCGUGUUUUCAUAGCACAAUAUGGGCACAUGUAAACAAACCAGCAGACGGAGGUAGUAUGGCGUGCAGUCUUCCCUCGUGGUUUUCCUUUUUCCCUUAAACACAGUGGAAGUUGUAUGCUUGGCCCUUUUGUGUUUUCUUUGCUGCAUAGUUCAUGUCUACUAGGUUUAAGAUUGUUUUUCCUCCUGCACUUGCCUUGAGCUCUAACACGUCCAGUACUGUUUAUAACAGUGUAUUUAUUACUGAAUGUACAUAAUGUAAUGUUUUGUAAGUAUUAAUUUAUAUAAAUUAACAUUGCCUGUCAGUGGUGAUGUUACUUGUGUAGAAGACUCUGGAUGAGAGUUGCCUUUCUUGUAACCUUUUGUACUGCAUAAAACAGAAGAACCUGAACAUAGCUUAAAAGAGACAUAUGGAACCCAGAGAGGGCAUUCAGGCGGCAUUGUUUCUAGGGGUUACAUUUCCACUAGGAUUUGGGAACCCAUCACUGUUGGAAGCUGAGAAAGAUUUAGGAUAGUCUGUUAAAAUGACGUGAAACUACUGAAACUCUAAAGAGAUCCCCAGUAAAAGCCACAUGUGUUAAUGUGUCGUUUUCAAAUUUGCAAACAAGCCAAUGUGAAUUUCUAGGACAAAAUGUGAACUGAUGUUAUAAUUGUGCUGUGAAUCUUCCAACAAAGCUUGUUAGGCAUGUAUACAGUGCCGAUUUCAGUCUGUAAAACCAUGUUUCAAGCUUUCAGUCCAACUUGUGACUAACUAGUUGAUGAAAAUAGCACAGUUGUGCAUGAUCAAUGGGUUUGUAUGUCUGUUUAACACUGCAUUGUUCCAGGUGGUUAUUUUAUUGUUUCAAAGUUUCACAAAAUUGUAUGUUGUUAUAGUAUUAUAUAUUGUGUUCACAUGCAUUCUUAAAAGAUUUUUAUAUGAAGUGAAUAAAUGGAAGCAUGACUUAGAUCGGGCUCUCCUUGAUAAAAAUUUUAGUCAGCU
Molecule: messenger RNA, 4459 nt
Organism: Pogona vitticeps (central bearded dragon)
Lineage: Eukaryota; Metazoa; Chordata; Lepidosauria; Squamata; Agamidae
Source: RefSeq, a predicted model, not a curated record